Molecule: messenger RNA, 972 nt
Organism: Zygosaccharomyces rouxii
Lineage: Eukaryota; Fungi; Ascomycota; Saccharomycetes; Saccharomycetales; Saccharomycetaceae
Gene: MTC2
Product: Mtc2p
Exons: 1
Coding region: 1-972 (323 amino acids)
Source: RefSeq, a predicted model, not a curated record
AUGGCUGUAGAUAAAUUGCCUGAUUUCAUAUCAGGUCUUAGGUUCAUGGUCGCUGCCAAGAAGCAUCUAGUAUAUUUUUACAGCAUGAAAGAAUCUGGAAGUCCAACGAGUGAACAGAUUGAAAUUGAACGCCAAACAUCUCUCCUCAAGAACAUUGUAGAGCGUUCAUAUUUGCAAGAAAGAGUUAGCUGUUAUGUGCUCAAGAACAUACCGCAGGAGGGACUGCCGACUUACAAUGAUCAAACGCAUACAGGAAUAGAAAUUAUCAUUAUACCACAAGUGCACACAUUAACAAAAGGCGACCAAAACGUACUGGUUAGGAUGAUGAUGGCCUCACAAGUUUCCAGACCAGUUCGAUUAUUUAUUGGGAUGAUACCUUGGGAUACGACGAAGGAGAGUGCAAUGUCAGGGGAUAUCGAAUUAGCACUUUCUUCUCGUAUAACUUCAGAGGACUGGUUAAAGCAUAAAUUUUGGUUUGCAUGUUAUGAACCUGAUGAAAAUGAAGUGUUCUCGCCGUUAAUUGGGGCACUCCCCGAGUCCUUAGAGAAGGCACAGUAUACUGAUGUUCACGCUAAUAGAUCUAUCCACCGUUACAUUCUUGACGUUAUGAUACAUUUGAGAAUGCACAAGUUGCUCGAUACAACGAAAGGCGGUGGUAUUCACACGAGUGCCCUGAGAGAUGUAUUGGCGCUCUCACAGCUACUUGCACUUUACAGAUUUAACAAAGCAUUUGUUACGCCGGAACAUGUAAAGCUGGCUUGCAUAUGGUAUUUCCCACUGCAUGUAGAAUUUUUGAAAGGAUCAGCAAUGGAUACAAGUGUGCUUUACGGUAGUAGACCAGAAUUAGUUGACGGGCUACUAAAAUGUAUAGCAGACGUUAAGUUGAGCAACACAGUAGAAACAGAAAAUCCUCUAUUUUUAGAGACCAUAGUGGUCCAGGAUGUGCUAAAUAAGGUGGUUCCUCCAGUAUGA